UUGUUAUUAAGACAGAAUCUAUUCCUUAAUUUAUUUUUUGGUACUAAGGGACAUAGUGUGUUUUUUAUAGAAUUUUCACAUUUUAAUAAGGCUAAGAUUUAUCUUCUGUCUGGGAUAAUUAUAAAUCCACAGCUGACUCUCCCCUGGUGAAGCUGGCAUAUUAUCCCAAUUGUGAUAUACAUCAGCCUGUUAGUAAAGGGAGAAAAUCCAACAACACAACUCUGCUCAUUAGUGGAAUUGAAUAUAAAAGUAAGCCUUUUCUGGUAAAUUUUCAGAGUUUAAAACUUCCACAUUUCUUAUCACUUUUUUUAACAAAAAAAAUCUUCAUGACUGGUCACAUAUUAUGGGUUGUUUUUUUUUUAAACCUGGUUCUACUCAGCUUGGCUAAUGGAAAUAAUUGGAAUUCUACCAUAUAAUAAUUUAAGGAAAUUUUCCCCACUUUACUGAUCUAAAAAUACCUGUACUAUUUUACCACUAAAAUAAAUUUAUCUCAAGAUACUAGUGACUGUACCUCAUGAGAAUGCAUUUAUAUUUAUUCAGACCGUAUUUUACUAGUUUACAAAUAAUUAUUACUUUAAAAACUUGUUGUACUCAUUUGUGUUAAAAUCCCAUAAGAAUCACAAACCUCCUUUUUAUUAAACAUUUUUAACAGAACUAUUAUGUAACUUAAUCAUCUUCAGGUUAUGUAAUAUAUGCUGAAGCCUGAAAUGGUAGUAAUUUUCAAACUAGGUUUUUUUUUCUGCUGUUGCACAUACAUAAUUCCCAAUAACACUAUCCACUGAGGCAGAACAUCUUUUAGAAUCUAAUUGGUAGUACCCUUAGGAAAGACAUAUGAUGAUACUUCAUUCUGGAAUUUACCUUUCCAAAUUUGUGUCUUAGACAAAAGCACCAACACCAGUUAAUUACAAAUGGUCAUUUGAAAGUGAUAUUUUAAUAUGUAGUGAUGAGAACUUAACGGUUGGGAGAAUACCUGUUCUCAGUGCACUGACCUCAGUGCACAUAGAGGAUUGUCAGACCUUCUGAUAAAACGUGAACUAAAUCUUCUUUCAAUUUUUAAAGAAGUACAUCAGACAUUUUGGUAAUAGAAUAAUAUAGACUCUGCUACCAUCAUCACCACCCAUGAUCAAGAUCAUUUAGGAUUCAGAAUAUUAAGAGUAGAAGCAACUGUGCAUAACAGCCUGUGUUCAACAUCUGUCAUGCUGAAGUCUAUUAAUGUUCAAUUGCAUCCUAUUGUUUUCAGAUUAUUCAACCUCAUUUCAUUGUCAUUGCUUCUUCUAGGGAUUAAUCAACUGUUUACAACUAUGUGGGGUUUUGGAGUCAUAACAGAAACAAUUGAUCUGUAGUUUUAGGCAAAUGUACUGUAUUCCGUCCCUAAUGAAAACUUUACUAAUCUACAAAUGCUUGGUACCAAUUUCAUUAAGCUUGAAAUCAAAUAUAGAUAAUAAAUCAUAGCGUGACAAGUUUUAGUCUUUCUGUGAAUUUCAUAAGGAAGUCAUAAAAUCGUAUACAUUUUCUUGUAAAUCUGUGGAUAUACCAAAGCAAUAAAACCAACCACCCCUCCAAAAAAGCAGUAUCAACAUUCAGUGUUUUUUUUAUGCUCUGCCAUUAUUAGCUGCAGAAGUUUAUCUUUCAGCAGUCACAGUCAAAUUAUUUUUAAUGUGUUAAUUUUAACUUGUUUUCAGCUCUUCUUUUAUUCCUGUAACUUUUUGAAGACUUUUGUAAAAUGUGGUAAACUUUGUUUCCUAUGCCAUAAAUUAUAUGUAUAUAGUGGAUCUGUACAUGUGUACUGCAUGCAUUAGUGGCAAAAUUAUGGGGUAAUUAUGUGCAUAUAAAUGUUUUUGUAAUUGUAUGUAUUUAUAUCACAAUCUCUUCAGAUAUUUUCAAUUAAUUUGCAUUAAGUCCACAAUUUUCUCUUGCAUAUUAUUAAAUUAUCUUAAAGCUUAAAUAUAGACAAGCAAUUCACUUUAAUUGAAAUUAAAUAUAUUACGUGUGUCUAGUAUCACCUAAAAUAUUGCACUCCCUAGAGAAUGUUCAUCAUAUUUUUAUUGUUGUUGUUAUAACAAUAAAUUGAGUCCUAGACCUUUUCUGACAUUACCAGUCUACUUGAGAUUUAUACUAUCCAAAGUUGUAUUAUUAUGUAUUUCUACAUAGCCUUAAUUCUCUCUCUAAUAUCCUUGUAAAAUUACUUCCCCUACCCCUAACAGUUUUUAACAAGCAUUUUCUUUUGCCUCAAUGUGUGAACUGCUAUGUUUUGAGAGAUUUUUGCUGAGCUCCAAAAAUUAUUCACUGAAAAGACCUUUUGCUUAACUGUUGUGAUUCUUGUGGGGCCAGCCAGACACUACUCCAGAUGGCACGUUGUUAGGGCUGGACAGACGUGGCUUUGGAAGACUUUUCAACAGAUGAAGGCUGUAAUGUCAGGGUUUUGCUGGGUUUUUUUCCGUGUAGUUCCCAGGGUGUGAAGGUACUGGGAUGGAAGCAGAGGGCCGCCCGCCCACCUGCUACCACCUGUUCAGCUCUGGCUGCUGCUUCUAUAAAGCCUCUUCUUGCCUGUAAAAUAUGAUCAUUGCCUACCGGCAGUAAUCAAAGAAGGAACACUCUUUCCUUCUCUUGCAGAUUUACUUCUUCAGGUGCAACAGUUUAUCACUAUAAAAUAUCAGGUCCUAAAAUGAGCUGGGGUUUCUCCUGCUGGUUAAAGCAGACAUCCUGUUGGAAUAGAUGUGUUUUUAAUCGGUUAAAUCUUUUUUGAUUAAAUGGACUGUCUUGAAUUUUUCAGAAUGGAGAUCUCAUCAGUUCAUUUUUCUUUGCCAAAUUUAAAGAAAUGAAAAGAACAUCAGAGCAAUCUCAAACUGCAGUUGCUUGCUUUCUUGUUUCUGCACCAAAUGAGAGUUUAUUGUAAAAUUCAUCUAGAAAACUGUUACUUUCUUUUUUGAGAUCAUGAAAAUAAACUCUCACUGACUUCUGGAAACAGAAGGUACAAAGCCUGCAUUCUGAGUGAUUUCUCCAGCAGUUUCCAGCUAUCACAUUUUUUUUUCUCUCAGUAUUUAAAGCUGCCUCAAAUAUGAAGAGCUGUAAAUCAAAUAAUGUGGAUUCUGGUUUGGAGUCAGAUAUGCAGUGCAAAAGUAGAACAGGCUGUAUAAUGAAAUGUGGUUCUGAAAGGAUGGAGAGUGCUGCCAAGAGGAGGCUGGCUGCUAAUGCCAGGGAAAGAAGAAGAAUGCAAGGACUGAACACAGCCUUUGAUCGAUUGAGAAAAGUGGUUCCACAAUGGGGUCAAGAUAAGAAACUCUCCAAAUACGAGACCCUUCAGAUGGCAUUAAGUUACAUUAUGGCUCUAACUAGAAUCCUUGCUGAAGCAGAGAGAUACAGCACUGAAAGAGACUGGAUUAACCUUCACUGUGAGCAUUUUCAUCAGGAGAGCUACCACACUUACAUGGGACAGAAAAUGCCAACAGACAGUGACCCUUAUGCACAAAGAAUCUUCAGCUAUCAGCCUGAACAUUUUCAAAUAGCUAAUUAGAGUUAAUUAUGAAUAUUCAGCAGGCCAAAUGAGUAAUUUUGCAAAAGUUAGUGAGAAUUAAUCUGCUUGAAUAAGGUAACCUUGUCACUAUAAUGGUUAUAUUUGCUUGUUUGCUUCUUGUACUGAUGUUACUUAUGUAAGUUUGGUUAGAAAACUUUAAUAUGCACCUAAGAAGAUCAAGUUUGCUUCUCUUAUACUAAUGAAAUGCUUUUAACAAGUUUGUUUUACCCACUGCAUUUGUGAUGAUUCUCCAUAGUUCAUUUAGUUCAAAAGAUGCAUAAUUUUUACUGUGCUGGAUUACAUGGGCCAAAUGAAUAUGAUAUUACUAAAUGGAAUAACAUGAGAUGAACUUGGUCCCCCAUAUAUAUAUAUAUAUAUAUAUAAUAUUUUUGUCAGCUUUGAGGAUACAAUUUUGUUUCCAAAACUAACAGAUCCUAUGAAAAGAUAACUGAUGUGUAUUGGAGUUUUAGUCCUCAGAGAAAUAACUUUCUUAAACUUUGUAAGUUUGUCAUAUGGGUUCCAGAUAAAGUUGUGUAGGUUUGCUUUAAUACAACUUACAGUGUCUCGUGUAUGCUCGGAACAGAGCUAAUUUCAAGAAGUGUACUAAUGUUCUUACUGUGAGCUGGCUGUUAGAGCAGAUCUGUUUAUAUGCUGUAGAGGCAAAUACUUGCAUGAAAAUAGAGAUUUAAAUUUUGUAGCUUAUACUGACAUGAAAGUUCUGUAUCUCUCUUUU
Gavialis gangeticus (Gharial) is the source of this 4247-nucleotide messenger RNA. RefSeq names its product atonal bHLH transcription factor 7 (gene ATOH7). The transcript has a single exon. The record is from RefSeq and is a predicted model, not a curated record. Gene Ontology annotation, biological process: neural retina development; regulation of DNA-templated transcription. Gene Ontology annotation, molecular function: protein dimerization activity. The coding region runs from base 3059 to 3514 and encodes 151 amino acids. Lineage: Eukaryota; Metazoa; Chordata; Crocodylia; Gavialidae.